GACUGGCCCACUGGUUACUUUUGCUCAAGCAAGGAAUACCUGAACAGAGGCAACCUGCAAACGAGUACUUCUCCUGAGCCAGCAAAUAUGGUCAAAGUUGGAAUCAAUGGAUUUGGUCGGAUUGGACGUCUGGUGACCCGUGUUGCCUUCCUCACUGAAAAAGUGGACAUUGUGGCCAUAAAUGACCCCUUCAUUGAUAUAGAAUACAUGGUGUACAUGUUCACUUAUGACUCCACCCAUGGCCGCUUCAAAGGUGAGGUGAAAAGUGAGAAUGGCAAGCUCUUCAUCAACAACCAUCCCAUCACUGUCUUUUCUGAGAAGGACCCAGCCAACAUUAAAUGGGCUGAUACUGGUGCUGAGUAUGUGGUUGAAUCCACAGGAGUGUUCACCACAGUGGAGAAAGCUUCUGCCCAUCUGAAGGGAGGUGCAAAGAGGGUGAUCAUCUCUGCCCCCAGCGCUGAUGCGCCCAUGUUUGUGAUGGGUGUUAAUCAGAACGUCUAUGACAAGUCCAUGAAGGUUAUCAGCAAUGCGUCCUGCACAACAAACUGUCUCGCUCCUCUGGCCAAGGUCAUCCACGAUAACUUCGGCAUCAUUGAGGGACUCAUGAGCACAGUGCAUGCAAUCACAGCCACACAGAAGACUGUAGACGGUCCAUCCGGUAAGCUGUGGAGAGACGGGCGCGGUGCCAGCCAGAACAUCAUUCCUGCCUCCACUGGAGCUGCCAAAGCUGUGGGCAAAGUCAUCCCAGAGCUCAAUGGUAAGCUGACAGGCAUGGCCUUCCGUGUUCCCACCCCCAAUGUCUCUGUUGUGGAUUUGACAGUGCGUUUAGAGAAGCCAGCUAAGUAUGAAAGGAUAAAGAAGGUGGUGAAAGCAGCUGCAGAGGGCCCCCUCAGAGGAAUUCUGGGAUACACAGAUGAACCACUGGUGUCCACUGACUUCAACGGCGACUCUCACUCUUCAUACUUUGAUGCUGAUGCUGGCAUCGCUCUCUCUGACAACUUUGUAAAGCUGGUGACAUGGUAUGAUAACGAGUAUGGCUACAGCAGCCGUGUGAUUGAUCUCAUGGUCUACAUCUCUGCUAAAGAGUAAAACCGAGAUAUAAAUGUAUCACCAUCACCUAGGUCAACUCACAGUGUUUUGUGCAAUCUUCGAGAACAAGUCAUCACUAGUAACUUUUUUACUAUGACACUGUAUGUUUUAAAUUGUGAUGGCUUGUUCAGAUGUUAUAUAUCUUGAUUAAAGUCCUCUGUUCAUGGGA
This is a messenger RNA of Astyanax mexicanus (Mexican tetra), 1258 nucleotides long. RefSeq names its product glyceraldehyde-3-phosphate dehydrogenase. The record is from RefSeq and is a predicted model, not a curated record. NCBI's taxonomy places the organism in Eukaryota, Metazoa, Chordata, Actinopteri, Characiformes, Acestrorhamphidae. The transcript has 12 exons. The coding region runs from base 88 to 1089 and encodes 333 amino acids. Gene Ontology annotation, biological process: glucose metabolic process. Gene Ontology annotation, molecular function: NADP binding; oxidoreductase activity, acting on the aldehyde or oxo group of donors, NAD or NADP as acceptor; NAD binding.